GGUUCUGAACUAAAUACUUCUCGUUAUAUAAAGAUGCAGUUUCUAGCUAAUAAUCGAGGUGAAAAUCUAAAUUUCGAGGAUGUUGAAGCAAACUUGGAAGUAUCGGAGAUUAGAACCAGUCGAAUUUCAAAAAUACGCCAAGCGUUGGUGGGAAACGCACAGUUAGUUGCGAUUGUCGUGUCAGUUUUACUUGGUUUCCUGAUUGGAAUCCUAAUACACGACGCAGUUCAAGAAUCAACAGAGACUGAAAAAGUCGUUAUGUACAUCAAGUUCCCCGGUGAACUGUUCAUCCGUAUGUUGCGAAUGAUAAUAAUACCCCUCACUGUCUCUAGUAUUGUCGUGGCCUUGGCAGAAAUUGACACUAGUUCGGCAGGAAAGCUGGGCAGGAGAACAUUUCUGUAUUAUCUUACGACAACCGUUUCGGCAAUAAUUAUUGGACUUGUACUUAUGAAUAUUUUACGACCUGGAGAAGACAGUACCAGUCGCGCUGAAAAUGAAGAAAACAAACGGAAUCAAGUUACUGCACUGGAUUCAUUUCUCGACCUUUUAAGAAAUUUAAUUCCUAAAAAUUUGGUGGAGGCAACUUUAAAAUCUACCCAGACAAACUACGCUGGUACUUUGAACAAGUUUGUUCUAAAAAACAAAACAAUUCCCUCGUCGGCUAAAGCUGUUGCCAUUCUCCUGCAAGACAAUACAGUUAUUCCUUGGAGUGCUAUAAAUGGAAAGAACGUGACAAUCAUCACCAGCAAUGUGGAUUACAAAUUUUCUGGCACAGUUGACAAGAAUGGUGCCAAUAUCAUUGGUCUAAUCGUGUUCUCGAUUCUUCUUGGUGUGAUUCUGAGAAAGUUGGGUAAAGAUGGUCGCGCAUUGAUGGAAUUCAUCAGGUCCUGGUUGAACGUUGUAAUGAUGCUUGUAUCGGGGAUUAUGUGGGUUUCUCCUAUUGGUAUUUUAUCUUUAAUUGCGGGAAGCUUAGCUGAUGUUGACGACGUCGCAAGAGCAUUCAAAGAUGUUGGUUUGUUCCUUGCAAUCAACUUUAUCGGUUGUUUUAUCCAAGCCUUGUUCGUCUAUCCAUUAUUGUAUUUUUUCAUUGUGAGAAAGAAUCCAUUUACUUAUUUGUCUGGUAUAGUUUCCGCUUUGAUCACUGCGCUUGGAACAUCAUCAAGUUCAGCUACCCUACCAGUCACUAUCCGUUGUGUCACUGAGAACAACAAGGUCGAUCACAGAGUGGCGCGGUUUUGUUUACCAAUUGGUGCAACCUGCAAUAUGGAUGGGAGUGCCUUGUACUUCGCAGUCGUUGUUUUGUUCAUGGCGAAUCUCAAUAAAAUGUCCCUAAACUUUGGGGAGAUCAUUUUGACAGCCUUGGUUGCAAUAUUUGUUUCAGCUGGUUCAUCAGGGAUUCCAGCUGCAGGAUUAUCCUACACUGUUUUGUGUCUUGAAGCUGUCGGAAUCCCAACUAGAUUUGUUGGUCUUAUCUUUACCAUCGAUUGGAUUAUUGAUCGUCUUUGCACUGUGAUGAACGUGAUGGGAGACGCGUAUGGUGCAGGAGUGAUAAACCACCUCUCCACUGAUCUGCAUGUCGGGUACAUGGAUGACGAACAAGAAGCUGAAAACAACAUAAUCCUAGGUGACACAACAAGCUUCUAG
This is a messenger RNA of Dendronephthya gigantea, 1644 nucleotides long. Its product is annotated as excitatory amino acid transporter 1-like. Bases 34 to 1644 code for a protein of 536 amino acids. Gene Ontology annotation, cellular component: plasma membrane. The record is from RefSeq and is a predicted model, not a curated record. The transcript is spliced from 7 exons. Lineage: Eukaryota; Metazoa; Cnidaria; Anthozoa; Malacalcyonacea; Nephtheidae. Gene Ontology annotation, molecular function: neutral L-amino acid transmembrane transporter activity; L-glutamate transmembrane transporter activity; glutamate:sodium symporter activity. Gene Ontology annotation, biological process: L-glutamate transmembrane transport.